Messenger RNA from Diorhabda carinulata, 4145 nucleotides. RefSeq names its product tribbles homolog 2. Gene Ontology annotation, molecular function: protein kinase activity; mitogen-activated protein kinase kinase binding; ATP binding. Gene Ontology annotation, cellular component: nucleus. The coding region runs from base 323 to 1354 and encodes 343 amino acids. The transcript is spliced from 5 exons. Gene Ontology annotation, biological process: positive regulation of proteasomal ubiquitin-dependent protein catabolic process; regulation of MAP kinase activity; protein phosphorylation. NCBI's taxonomy places the organism in Eukaryota, Metazoa, Arthropoda, Insecta, Coleoptera, Chrysomelidae. The record is from RefSeq and is a predicted model, not a curated record.
GGUUACUAUAGAAAUGUACUUUAGAUGUCAUGACUGCUAAACAAAAUAUGGUUAGUGGCGUGAUGGCGUUGUUAUAGUGCGCACUGAAUUUUGAUGUGUGUACUUGAUAAUACAUCGCGACGUGGGGAACUUUAUUUUCGAUUUGACAUUUCAGUGGUUUUGUUGUUGUGAAAUUUUGUUUCAAACGCGUUCCAAGGAUUUGUAUUUACCUUUUUGGAAGUACCAAGCAAGGAUAUUCAUCGAACAGUGUAAAUCCAAGAAAAUCAAUUGAAAAACAAAGCUGUCAAUUUCGUCUUGUGCGCGUGUGUUAAUUCUAAUCAAAAUGCAAAACGUGCACGUUCAAGAACCGCCGUCGAGCGUUCGUCGCGUAAACGACAAAUCGGUAGAAGUGAGUCCAUCUAGUGGCGAUAUAAUGAAAUUGCGAGUAUCGCAACUCCGCGAUACGCAAUGUCGGGUUCCGAGAGUGACUUCGGAUCGUAGAAAUGUUCUUCUUGGACCUACUAACGGUGAAAGACUCUUACAGAAUUCGAUUAUCGAAGAUAAAUAUCAAUUAUUUGAACAAGUUGAAGGUAGCUCGCUUUAUCGUUGCGUGGACAUCAAUACUAAGGAAGAGCUAGUAUGUAAGAUUGUAUCGAGAGAAAAUCAUUCUUUAGUAUCGGCCCAUUACAAAUUAGAUUUUCAUCCGAGGAUUUCUUCGAUCCAUGAAUUGAUUGCUAGGAAUCGUUAUUUAUACCUGGUGUUUCCUAAGGCUCACGGCGAUCUACAUUCCUACGUAAGAACGAGGAAACGUCUACGAGAAUCCGAAGCUAGAAGGUUAUUCAAGCAAAUCGCGGAAACCGUUCAAGUUUGUCACGAAAACGGAAUUGUUCUUAGGGAUUUGAAGCUGAGGAAAUUUGUGUUUGCUGAUCAACAACGAACCGAAUUGAAAUUAGAAUCUUUAGAAGAUGCUGUUGUGUUAGAAGAACCGGAUAGCGAUUGGUUACAUGACAAACGCGGAUGUCCCGCUUAUGUUAGUCCCGAAAUUUUAAAAGCUGGUGCUCAUUAUUCCGGGAAAGCUGCGGAUAUGUGGAGUCUCGGUGUGAUACUUUAUACCAUGUUAGUUGGAAGGUAUCCUUUCAAUGAUUCUGAGCAUGCGUCAUUAUUCGCCAAAAUUUCCAGAGGUCAUUUCGUCAUUCCCGAAUGCUUAUCCGCUAGAGCGAGGUGUUUAAUUAGAUCUUUACUUAGAAGGGAACCAUCUGAACGUAUCACUUCAGAAGAUAUUCUCUAUCACCCCUGGCUAGCGAAAGAAGACAAAGAUUGGUCUUCGAGAGCCUGUGAUCAAUUAGUGCCGGAAUGUAGUCUUUAUGAUGAUUAAUUCAUAAAUUUUUUCUGUGAAAAAAUUGUGCAAAGUGCAAAUGUUGUGCUGUGUUUUUAGAAUAAUAUAAAAUGGUAAUCAAACUUAUAACAGAAGAUAUCGAUCGUGAUAAGUAGGUAUUAAUUAAUUAAAAAAAAAAAAUAAUUUUUAGUGCCACAACUUUUAAUAAAUGAAAUUCCAGUAUUCGAAACGAUAAAUUCAUUUUCAGUUCUUUUGUUAUAAGUCCGUUUAUCAAUUCAAAAGCCAUUAUUAGCUCUAAGUUCAAUAAAUUGUGGUAUUGUUUUUAUUUCUUUGUUGAAUAUUUGUGUCACGCAAAAAAAUUCUUUCAAGUAUAUUUUUUUUAUUUAUUCUGUUAUCUAAUCUAAUAUUUGCUUUUUACUUGAAAAAACUUUUUUGAUGCGGGCAUAAUAUUGAUAUUAAAUUGUUUGUAGAUUUGUCGAUGAAUGAUUCCGUUUUUGCAAAUAUAGGUCAGCUGGGAGAACUGAAAGACGUUGUAUUGAUUUUCGUGAGCAUCACGUUAGGUUUAAUAUGUAAGACUGAAUAGUAUGUUUUCUAAUUAUUACUAUUAAUACUGCCACAUUAAAAAAGUACCCCCCAGUAACAUCUAAACUCGAUAUCCAAAGUAUUAGUCCACGUUAUUAUUUCGUUUUUUAAUACAAUUUGUUUAAAUUUUUUUCGAAUAAUAACAACUGGGGUUUACCUCAUUUUUGGUCUUAAAAUAUCGAAAAAUUAAUAUUUACAAUAUUUUUUUUAUUUCGUUCAUUUUUCUGUGCAUUUUAGAUUAAAAUGAGACCAGAGUUUGAGAACCAAAAUUUCAACAGUUUUUUGGUUGAUAAAAAAUAAUAAUCAUAUUUUAAUGGUAUUUUUAAAAAUUACGAACUAAUUAAAUAAUUAUUUUUUACGCAACGUCAUACAGAAAGUAUGGGGAACCUAACCUAACAUGAAAUUUUUCAAUUAUUUGUAAAAAUUGUUUAAAUUAUUACAAUCGAAUGUUUUUUUUUUUCAAAAUCUCGUUUUUGUACGUACAGUUUUCGGAAACAAAUCUUGUAAUUUAUGGGUUUUGGAUUUUUAUUUGCCAAAAAAAAACUAUUUUGAAACUUAGGAUUCACUUUUAUCUAAAAUGCGCCGAAAAAAUGAACUAAAUGAAAAAAAAUUAUUGAAAAUAUCGAUUUUUAUGAUCAAAAAUAGGAUGGACUCCAUUUCCCAAUUAAAAUCCGAAUAAGUUAAAUUGAUAAUUUAAAUAAAAAAGCCAAAAGUCUCUAAUAAUUAUUUCAAAAUGAUUUUUUUAAAGGAUAUCAAAUUAUCAACAAAAAUUAUCAUUAUAAAAUUCAAAAAACGUUAAAUAGAUAGCAUGGGGCACCAAACCUAACUUAAAAAUUUUUUUGUACGGAAGCAAAUCGGGUAAUUUAUGGUUUUUGGAUUUUUUAUUUGCCAAAAUAAAAAACUGUUUUGAAACUUAGGACUCAAUUUUAUCUAAAAGGCGCCUAAAAAAUUAAUAAAAAGAAAAAAUAAAUUAUUGAAAAUAUCAAAUUUUCGUUAUUUUAAGAUCAAAAAUAGGAUGGACUCCACUAAUAAAAAUCGGAUAAGUUAAAUUGAUAAUUUAAAUAAAAAAGCUAAAAGUCUCUGAUGAUUCUUUAGAAACGAUUAUUUUUGAAGGAUAUCAGCUGAAUUAAAUAAUAAUAUCGAAUUUUUUUGAUGCAUUUAAGAUCAGAAAGGGACUAGAGCUUGAAAACCCAGAUUUCAAACUUUUUUUGUUGAUAAAAAAAUAAUAAUCAUAUUUUAAUGGUAUUUUUAUUUUUGUUAAAAAAAUAAAAUUACGAACUAAUUAAAUCAUUAUGAAAUUCACGCAAAGCUAAAAAGAAAGCAUGGGGAAUCUAAUCUAACCUAAAAAUUUUUCAAUUAUCAAUUUUAUAUAAAAUGCGCCGAAAAAAUGAACGAAAUGAGAAAAAAAUUAUUGAAAAUAUCAAUUUUUCGAUAUUUUUUGUCCAAAAAAAACCGAAUAGUGAUUAUUUCGAAACGAGUUUUUUAAAGGAUAUCAGCUGAAUCGUAUAAUCAUAGAGAAUCAUCUCCCAUUCUUCUACCGCUGCCUCUUGAAGUUCAAAAACCGUGGUAGGUGCUGGAUUUCGAGUUUGGAUGCUUAAAAAUUAUAAUUUUUCCAAUAUUUAAACACCAUUUAGUUCUAAUUUUGUAUUAUCAGUUUUAGAUAUUGCGAAACAUAAAAAUAUAUAUUUUUACAUAAACCUCGUAUACUAUUUAAAAAAAAAUAUGUCUGAUGAUAGUGUUUCAGAGUUUAAAAUACGCAGAACUUUUCAUUUGAACACAAUAACAAAAUAGUACUGGAAUUUUAAAAUAGAAUGUGCCUUUUUUAGAAAUCGAUUUAAAUUCUUUAUUAUAAAAUCAAACUUUUUAUGUACUAAAAAAACAUACAUAUCAAAUCAAGAUAUAUUGAUUGAUAACAUAAAAAAAUCGUCACUUUAUUGAGCUAGAAUCAAUAGAUUAUGAUUGAUACCAAUAAUUGUUUUGUUAACAUUAUUUAUUUAUAAAAAAUAAACGCCUUCGUGAUGCGUGUUGUAUUGUGAUCUCGGUCAAAACUAUUGGCCUCACUGUAUAUUUUGAACUGAACCUGUACAUAAAAUUCGUUGUAUAUUACGUUUUUAAUUUAUAUUUAACAUUAGUUGGUAUAUGUAUAUCUCGUUGUAUAUCAGUGUACAUAGCUUCGCAUCUGUGAGGUAAAAGUUCAUGGGUGGUAUAUAUGAUGUUGUCCAUAUUAAUUAAAAAAAAUCAUUUUUAC